CUUUCGCCAGUACUAUCCAACAAAAGCCGUUCUAUUGAAAGUCCUUGCUCAUUUACUCCAACAAUCUUACACUACACGUCCUGAAUAUGAAGCUCAUUAGUAUCUUCGCUACGUGCCUCGCAGUAGCUGGUACCGCUUGCGCCUACAACGCUACUGGACCGGUGACCUAUCUCGGAAGCCAGAGUAAACUCUUGUCUGGCGGUGCCACGGCCCAAGGACUGGUGUACACAUCAGGGACAACCCCUUCAUUCAACGGUUCUAUAGUCGAAGGAGGUAUCAAGAAUCAAACCGCACAAAUCAUCAAGAACAUCGAAGUCGUCCUCGAAGAGGCCGGGACGUCGUUGGCGAAUAUCCUCAAAUGCACCGUCUUCCUUGCCGAUAUUGAAGAUUAUGCAGCGAUGAACGAGGUGUAUCAAAAGAUGUUGCCGUACCCCAAGCCUGCUCGUACGGCCCUGCAGGUGGCCAAGCUACCUGGAGACUUCCUGGUGGAGAUUGAGGCUAUCGCAGCAAUUCCGUACUAUUAGAGAUGAUCCUAAUAUGGGGAAAGAUCAUGAAUGAUGACGCAACGUCAAAUACUCAGACUUAUAUAUACUAUCUUACUCGAUGACCAUGGAAUA
This is a messenger RNA of Eremomyces bilateralis CBS 781.70, 617 nucleotides long. RefSeq names its product endoribonuclease L-PSP. The transcript is spliced from 2 exons. The coding region runs from base 87 to 524 and encodes 145 amino acids. The record is from RefSeq and is a predicted model, not a curated record. Gene Ontology annotation, cellular component: mitochondrion; cytosol. Lineage: Eukaryota; Fungi; Ascomycota; Dothideomycetes; Eremomycetales; Eremomycetaceae. Gene Ontology annotation, molecular function: deaminase activity.